Echinops telfairi (small Madagascar hedgehog) is the source of this 1816-nucleotide messenger RNA. It is a transcript of the gene NUCB2, whose product is annotated as nucleobindin 2. The transcript has 14 exons. Lineage: Eukaryota; Metazoa; Chordata; Mammalia; Afrosoricida; Tenrecidae. The record is from RefSeq and is a predicted model, not a curated record. Gene Ontology annotation, molecular function: calcium ion binding. The coding region runs from base 221 to 1600 and encodes 459 amino acids. Gene Ontology annotation, cellular component: endoplasmic reticulum-Golgi intermediate compartment; extracellular exosome.
AGCUGGAGAGACGGCCAGCGUGCUGUAUCCACUCAGCCCGCGCGCCAAGGCGGAGCUGGCGGCCUGAGGACCUAUUAAAAGGCAGUUUCUAUUGAAAAAACAUCAGGCCUAGGACCAAGAUCCAUCUCUUCAUUAUUUUGACAUUGUACAAGUUAUUCAACUUCUCUGGGUUGCAGAUUUCCCAUCUCUAAAGAAAUUCAUUUUGUUUACCUGUCUGAAGAUGAGGCAGAGGACCGUCAUAUCACUGCAGUCUUGUUUUCUCUUGGUUACCUGUCUACUUACUGCUUUGGAAGCUGUACCUAUAGACAUAGACAAGACAAAAGUGAAAAAUACCGAACCUGUGGAUAGUGCAAAGCUAGAACCACCAGAUACUGGACUUUAUUAUGAUGAAUAUCUCAAACAAGUGAUUGAUGUUCUGGAAACAGAUAACCACUUCAGAGAAAAACUCCAGAAAGCAGACAUAGAAGAAAUAAAGAGUGGAAGGCUAAGCAAAGAGCUGGAUUUUGUAAGUCACCGUGUAAGGACAAAAUUAGAUGAAAUGAAAAGGCAAGAAGUAGGAAGGUUAAGAAUGCUCAUUAAAGCAAAAUUGGAUUCCCUUCAAGAUGUAGGCAUAGACCACCAAGCUCUUCUAAAACAGUUUGAUCAUAUAAACCACAUGAAUCCUGACAAAUUUGAAUCUACAGAUUUAGAUAUGCUAAUCAAAGCGGCUACAAGUGAUCUGGAACACUAUGACAAGACUCGGCAUGAAGAAUUUAAAAAAUACGAAAUGUUGAAGGAACAUGAAAGAAGGGAAUAUUUAAAAACACUGAAUGAAGAAAAGAGAAAAGAAGAAGAAUCUAAAUAUGAAGAAAUGAAGAAAAAGCAUGAAAAUCACCCUAAAGUUAAUCAUCCUGGAAGUAAAGAUCAACUGAAAGAAGUAUGGGAAGAGGCUGAUGGAUUGGAUCCUAAUGAUUUUGACCCCAAGACAUUUUUCAACUUACAUGAUGUCAAUAAUGAUGGCUUCCUGGAUGAACAAGAAUUAGAAGCCUUAUUUACUAAAGAGUUGGAAAAAGUAUAUGACCCCAAAAAUGAAGAGGAUGAUAUGAUAGAAAUGGAAGAAGAACGGCUUAGAAUGAGGGAACAUGUAAUGAAUGAGGUUGAUGCUAACAAAGAUCGAUUGGUGACCCUGGAAGAAUUUUUGAAAGCUACAGAAAAAAAGGAAUUCUUGGAGCCAGAUAGCUGGGAGACAUUGGAUCAACAACAGUUCUUCACAGAGGAAGAACUGAAAGAAUAUGAAAAUCAUAUCUCUUUACAAGAAGAUGAGCUGAAGAAGAGGGCAGAUGAGCUUCAUCAACAAAAGGAGGAGCUCCAACGUCAGCAUGACCAACUGCAGGCUCAAAAGAUGGAGUAUCAUCAGGCUGUACAGCAGAUGGAACAAAAAAAGUUACAACAAGGAAUUUCUCCUUCAGGGCCAACAGGAGAAUUGAAAUUUCAGCCACCUGUGCAGUACAAUCAAGAAGAAAUAGAAAAAGAGCCAGAGCUAAAUGACAAGCUUCAUCGUUUCCAUGCAAGAUUUUUAUCCCCAGAAGAACCUGCUAGAGAAGCCCACCUUCAUCCUUAACCACCGGUGCCUUGAGUUAAUAAUUUUUAAGUUCAUUGUUUUUAUUGGUAUUGGGAGAAUAAGUUGUAGCCAGGAAUUUACAAACAUUGCUUUUUUUGUUGUUGUUGUUCCUUGUGAGUGAUGUAAUUGGGAAAACUGUAUAAGUUGUUGUUUUUUUAACUCAGUGCCUGAGAUAGUUUAUUGUGCCAGCCUGGCCGAUAAACACAAGUGGGAUUA